AUGGGAGGACCAACCGCGGGAACAGUCGACUGCAGCGUAGGUGUGAUUGUGCCAGAGUCGCCCAACCCAGAAUUGGACGAGCUUCGUGAGCUACGCUCAUCUAAAUUGGAGAAAAAGGAUCUCCCACAGGAAUUUUGCUUGUGGAAGAGAACAGCCCGCUCGUCAGAAACUCUGGGAUGUAUAAUUGUGGAUACAUGUGCAGUCAUACAUGAGCCUGAUAUUAUUGAGAUCAGCAUAAAAAAUAAAAUUCUUGUGGUGGUCCCCUUUCCUGUGUUGUGUGAACUGGACAAACUCCAUAAAAGUGGAAAGUACUCUAGUCAUAAGAAGGCUCAACAAGCGAUGCAUUGUCUGAAAAAGUCGAGCAUGAGUCAGCAUUUGAUAUUCGAAGAUUCUUCCGAGUCACUGAAUGAAGUCAAUGGUUUCAAAGUUGCCAAAAAUAACAAUGAUGACCUUAUUUUGAGAUGUGCCUUCAAAAUACAAGUAAAUCUGCCUGCCGACUGUGUUGAUAGCAGAAUCUUCUUCAUCACUGAUGAUUGCAACCUUUCUCUCAAAGCACAUGCUCAUCAUGUCAAGUACCUCACGGCGAAGCAGUAUCUGGCGGAACUCCAGAAGUCUGGUUUGAGCAUCAGUUUGGAGCCUGAGGAGGAACCUAUGGAAAUUGACCCACCACAAGAUCCUGUCAUACCGCCGCAAGAUAUGUGAGU
Molecule: messenger RNA, 704 nt
Organism: Cylicostephanus goldi
Lineage: Eukaryota; Metazoa; Nematoda; Chromadorea; Rhabditida; Strongylidae
Source: the annotation of a GenBank genome assembly